Molecule: messenger RNA, 1803 nt
Organism: Solanum stenotomum
Lineage: Eukaryota; Viridiplantae; Streptophyta; Magnoliopsida; Solanales; Solanaceae
Exons: 8
Coding region: 166-1563 (465 amino acids)
Source: RefSeq, a predicted model, not a curated record
AGUAGCCCGAAAUCCCCUUCUCAGUUCCCGUCAAGAAACCAUUUUUCUUCACCGGAAUCAGAGAUUUCGCUCCAAACCCUUCAUUUUCCGGCGAUUCCCUUGCAUUUUUACAGUAGCAACCAAAGCCCUUCUGCUCAAGUAGUAAAAAAUGUUACACGUUUUCCAAUGAAUCUUUAUGAUGAGCAGAGAUUAAUAGAAGAAGUUCGAUACCUCCAUUCUUUAUGGCAUCAAGGUCCCCCUCACCCACAUGUCCACCCCAAUCUCCACCCCCAAACCCCAGUGAGUCUACAACCCUCCGGUUCUACUCAGUUUAAGAAACAAAAUAAGCAUAAAUCCAAAAGGCUGAAGGAAGCUUUAAUAGAUUCUGGUGUUGGAUGGGUUUUUCCAACUCCUGUUGAAUCGUCUCCGGUCACUGAAUCUGGCUGGCCCAGUUUCACUGCACAACCAAGUUUGCAACCCCAUUUGCCCACAGCUGAAGAAUUGGCUAGUGUUGCUGGGAAUCGGGCUCAGCAACAGGGGUUGAAGGCGGUAUCAGAGUAUUUGAAGUACUCAGUUGAUGAUGAUGAUGAGGAGAUGUAUGAGGAUGAUGAUGAUAUGGAAGUGGAAAAGGGGGAGAAAAAUUUGAACUUUUUCGCCAAGUUGUUUGAGGAGGAUGGUGGGUUGAGAGAGUAUUAUGAGAAGAACAAUGAGAGCGGUGGGGAAUUUAUUUGUCUUGUGUGUAGUGGGGUUGGUAAGAAAGGGUGGAGUAAGAGGUUUAAGGAUUGUGUGGGUCUUGUUCAGCAUUCGAUUACUAUAUCGAACACGAGGCAGGCACAUAGGGCUUAUGGUCAGGUCAUUUGUCGAAUUCUUGGAUGGGAUAUUAAUAGGAUUCCAUCCAUUGUUUUGUCUGCAGGUGGUAAGCCUAGUGAAUCUUCUGAUAAACCGGUGGAGGCUCAGGUAUUAGGCUCCGAACUUCAGACUUCAAGUUUUGCCAAUUCGAAUGACGGAUCCAAUAAAACAUUGCAGGGGAAUGAGGAUGCUGGUGGUAAAGAUUGUUUGAGUGGUCUAACCAAUACAACAGAUGCUGUAAAUGUUGGCACUGAUGAAUUAUCUCAGCAAAAACAGUCUUUUAGUAAUGAAAACCAACAAGAAAAUGGUGGUGGCUCCACAGCAUUAGAGCACAACUCCCUAAUUGAAGCCAAUGUCAGCAAUGAGAUUCCUGAAACAGCAAAAGAGAACACAGAUGGUGCAUCCAAUUGUCCGGGGAAUGAGUGUGAUGGUGGUAAGUUCAGCUUGAGUGAUAUAAGCAAUACCAAAGAUACUGUAAAUAUUGGCAGCAGUGAGUUAUCUCAGCAAAACAGGUCUUCCAGUAACGAAAACCAGCCAGAAAAUGGCGGUUUCUCCACAACGUUAGAGCACAAGUCCACAAGUGAAGCCAAUGCAAAUGAAGAUGUUAGCAAUGAUAUACCUGAAACAGCAAAAGAGAACGCAGAGGGUGCAUCCAAUUGUCUGGAACCAUUGCCAGAUGAUAUGAUUGUUGCAAAUGAAGAAAACAAUGAUGUUUCAAGUGAGAAUGCAACGUGAAACAGCUCAUGCUUUCAAGAGAUCAUCUCCUUCAUGAUAAUGAUUGGUAUAUGAUUGAGGGAAAAACUAUAAGUUAGUGAUAUAGGUGAAAUUAGUUUGUAGGAGAAGACUUAACUGUAAAUCUGAUGAUACCUUAGUGAUUUGUCUUUAUUGUGUGAAUGAAAUUGAGAAGAUGCACUCAUCAUUGGCUGUGCUGUUGAGAAAGUUUUUAUACUUGGGAGGCCUAUGCUUUAGUUAUUA